AAUAAUAUUUCACACACAAACAAACAAACAAAUAAAUAAAUAAAGAAUAUACACAAAAAAAUGGAUACAAAUGCGAGUUACAUGCCCAGCUGUCGGAAUGGGAUCCACUAGACUGAGCUACUAAACAGUACAUAACUAAAAGCAGCUCCACCUCGGCUGGCUACAACAGUAAUAAUAUUAUCCGUCACAGAAGCCUACUGCAGUACUUUUACUUUGAUGCUUUAAGUGCAGAUAAUACUUCUGAAGGACAUUUAUUUUUAACAAAUUAUAUUUAAAGUAAUGGGAGUGUGUCCAAACCUUUGACUGGUACUGUGAGUAAAUGUUGUGAAGACUUCUCUCACCACAGAUUGUCUGCGUGGUGGUACCAGUACGAAUAAGAUAUAACUUGGGUAAUCUGACUCUUUAAUUGACCUUUCUAUUACACACUAGUUUAGCCUCGAAAACUCUUGGAUAAUUAUUACAAUGUGUAGGAAAUAAAACACAGAAAUUCAAAUAUGAUUACAAAUAUCUUGACUUCAAAUCAGAAGUGAAAUUUUAACCAUCACUAUCAAAAAAAAUUGCUCCUCUGUCAUGUUUUUGACAUAAGGUCGCUUUACUAAGAACACGUUUUUCUUUCUCUUCGUUCUUCGCCAGAUCUUACAGUUUGUACGGAAAGUGAUGAGACUUUGAUGCAGAAGCAUUAGUCAGAGAGCAGGUUGGGUCGUGUGUGAGACAUGCUGUAAACAGGACAAGCAGCAAGCAGACUGAUAGAGGUCGGGGGCGGGGGAGACAGAAAGACAGGAAGAUGUCACCAGGUAAGGAAACACUGACACAGAGGAUGGGUAGAAUGUGUGAGAAGGCAGAGAGAGUAGGGGAGAGUCACACCUUGAGGAAGUUAAUGAAAAAACUGAAGGAGAACAGAAGACGUCUCAUAUUGAAGGUACAUUUUUUGUUGCUGUUGUUUGUUCUGUUAAAUUUACAGUAUAUUUUAUUGUCAUCUUAUUUAUGUUAGAGCAAAUUUUGUUGAGGCACUAAACUUUAUGGAACGUGACCUGCCUUUCAAAACGGUGUUUGUAGCUGACCACUUUAUUAUUUGUCAUUGAUUUUAAUAUUUUCUGAAAUUUACUCCAUAGAAUGGGACUUGUGCAUUUCUGUGUGAUUGUCCUGAUGUUCUCUGCACAGCUGGUGCUCAACUCUCCAGUGGUAACGAAGUCUCUCCUCUUUUCUCAUUUUAUUUACCUAUAUGUUGUAUGCCUUUCAAGUACAAGAAAUCAUUCAAAUUGUUAAAUGUAGAAACAAUGCUUCAUGAUAAGUUACUCAGGGCUUUGCUGGAGCAUUUUAGUGUUUCAUGUCUCCUUCUAUCAAUGUGUUUACAGAUACCGAAGUUGUGCCCCGCAGGUGAAUAUCUGACCGAUCAUACACAGUGUGAGCCCUGUCCUGCUGGAUCAUACACAACUGAACGCAACCGUGAAGACGCCUGCUAUCCAUGCUUUGCAGACUGUAUACCAGCAUACCAUCUGAAGGUGGUCCACAACUGCACCUGUACAUCCAAUCUAAAGUGUGUCUGUGAGGAAGGUUUCAGAUGCAUUGACAAGGACACCUACACAGGCAACUGCAAAGAAUGUGUCAAGAAUCAGGAAACAAGCGCAGCUGUAGCAAGAGUGACCUCAGGAAGUGAUAAGCAGACUUCCUCGACUUCCUCACAGCACAGCAGCACUUCUGCCAAACCCUGCCGAUUUCCCAAAUGUGAACCUCGGCCAGUUUCACCAACACCCACCACAGACACACCAAGCAGUCCGCUGGCAGUCAUCUUGUGUCCAGUGGUUGUGGUGGGAUGUGUGGCUCUUGUGAUCCUGUUCUGCAUCCGUCACCCCGGAGAUGAAACAUGUUUCAAGCGAGCUGUUGCAAAGCUAUGUAAAGAGAGAGGACACAAUGCUUCUGUCAAGUCAAGAGAGUCAACUCAUCAGUUCCCCAGAGACUCAUUCAGUGCAAAGCAGCAGCCGCCGUCCCUUUCAGCAGCCACCUUGGGUCCAGUCCAUGUCCACAAUCCAGGGACAGUCAUCUUCAGCUUGCUCAGUCAGUUUACAGGCCAGGUCGGUUCAUCAGCUGAAGGAGGGAAAACGGCAGCGAGAAUGAGCAGUGAAGAAGAUGAAAGAGACUGUCCUGUGUUUCAUCCCACAUGCUCUCCUGGUAUUCCUCCCUCUGAGGAGGAGAGAAGUAGCAUUUUCUUCCCCUCCCAGGAACAGGGGAAGGACUGCCACAUGUCCAAAGAGGAGGAGCUAUGAUGCAUUGUAUGACUCCUAGAAGAUUUUUUUUGGUGGCUGUGUCCACUGGAAUCCAGACUGACCCUAAACACAUUCGUUUAAAGGAAUGAAUUACAAAACUGUGAAACAACAGGUAAUCUUCUGUUGGGAAACUAUGAAGGGAUCACAGAGCUCUACAGUGACAUUACUUCCUGCAGGUACUGGGAAAACUUGUGGUUAGUGCACAGAAGCAACUUUAAUUCUGUGAAGAAUGGCUGGAAGGUGAUCUCUGUUGUAAGUUAUAAUUUUAAGAACUCUUGUAUAUAAGUUCUGUCAGCUCUUUCUAAAAUAUUAUACUUGGUUUUUUUAAUGUUUUGCAUAAUU
Monopterus albus (swamp eel) is the source of this 2606-nucleotide messenger RNA. Its product is annotated as tumor necrosis factor receptor superfamily member 5. Bases 1230 to 2264 code for a protein of 344 amino acids. The record is from RefSeq and is a predicted model, not a curated record. Gene Ontology annotation, molecular function: protein binding. NCBI's taxonomy places the organism in Eukaryota, Metazoa, Chordata, Actinopteri, Synbranchiformes, Synbranchidae. The transcript is spliced from 9 exons.